UUCAGUUCAGAAUCAUUUGAAAUCAAGACUCAGCAAUGAAACCUCUUCAGUUUGUUCCAGCUCUGUUGGUUUUGUUUUGCCUUUUGGCAGUGGCUCACGCCACUCCUGGCAAGGUGUAUAUUAAUGGAAAAUGCAUCGAUUGUAAUAAACCGGACAACGACGAAAAUAUUGUUAUCCCCAUGGAACAUGGUGGCUCUGCUUCCUACACUUUGACUUCUGGUGCCAUGGUCUUUGGAAUAUUUUACUAUAUUUUAAGCUCAGUUUAUAAUUAAAAAUAAUAUUAAAUAAAUGAAUU
Messenger RNA from Drosophila bipectinata, 295 nucleotides. It is a transcript of the gene BomT2, whose product is annotated as Bomanin Tailed 2. Gene Ontology annotation, biological process: defense response. NCBI's taxonomy places the organism in Eukaryota, Metazoa, Arthropoda, Insecta, Diptera, Drosophilidae. The record is from RefSeq and is a predicted model, not a curated record.